Messenger RNA from Asterias rubens (European starfish), 1105 nucleotides. RefSeq names its product oxidoreductase NAD-binding domain-containing protein 1-like. The transcript has 7 exons. Gene Ontology annotation, molecular function: oxidoreductase activity. The record is from RefSeq and is a predicted model, not a curated record. Gene Ontology annotation, cellular component: mitochondrion. NCBI's taxonomy places the organism in Eukaryota, Metazoa, Echinodermata, Asteroidea, Forcipulatida, Asteriidae. The coding region runs from base 86 to 1024 and encodes 312 amino acids.
AUCCCGAUCGAUGGCCGGCUGACUGCUGCUCUGUUGGAGUGUUGUUGAUGUCCUGUCGACAAAUUAGAUUAGAAAACGUUAUAAUAUGUCUAUACUGCACUCUAUUCUACAUCGGUUGAAUUCAUCUUGUUCACGACAAGCCACUGUUAAUAAACUCUCUUCAAGUGCAUUUGAUUUUACAACUAGCACUAGCACUAGCAGUAGGAAAAAUUUUGGCAGAAGAAUGAGUGAUCAUCUUGACAGAACAGCACAUAACUUCAGGCAACCGGGUAUCAGCAAUGCUACUGUAACUGAACUAAAAGAAGUUUCACCUUCAGUGAAAUUCUUGACAUUGAAAGUCGCCAAUCCUAAUUUCCAUUUCAAAGCAGGACAAUGGGUUGACUUUUUCAUUUCGGGCGUCCGAACAGUAGGCGGCUAUUCUAUGUGCACAUCUCCCAAACUGUUGCGGACAGAUUCCCAAUUGGGGCUAGUAAUCAAGUACAGUGAAUACGCCCCAGCAUUUUGGGUUCAUACAAAGUGCGAAGUGGGAGACGUAGUUGGCGUUCGUGUCGGUGGCGAUCAGAUAAACUAUGACCCCUCACCUGGAGAUCCUAGUUGGGAUGUUCUACUCUUAGCAGGAGGUAUUGGCAUCAACCCAAUGUACUCCAUCCUUCAGCAGGUCAGAGAUUUACAUCAAGAGAGGAUGAAUGACCCAACGGCUUAUAAACCAGGGAAAGUAGAGCUUCUUUAUAGUGCCUCUAGUAUGAAGGAACUUAUUUUCAAGGAGUCAAUUGAGGCCAUUGCUUCCGGGGCAGAGGACAUCAACUGCCACUUCUUUGUCACAAAAGAGAAGAUUACACCAUCUACCCACAUAUCAGAUAAACGCAUCGACUCCGAAGCAAUAGCAACUGCAAUACAGAGACUGGACAAGGAGAACCUUCGUUGCUUCAUCUGUGGGCCACCACCCAUGAUAGCAGACAUUGAGACACACUUAGAAGAAUGUGGCAUCAGAGAAGACCAAAUUCAUUGUGAAAAAUGGUGGUGAGGUACGCUCAGUUGGAGACUUUUGGAUGGGCCCAAUUUCAUAGAGGUGCGCACUUUGCCUUGGAUCGGGCAAGGUCUAAGA